CAUCCAUACUAGCACCCGCCAGAGCCUAAUUAUCCUCACUUUUCGUACCAUUCAGGAAAAUGAGGUACAAAACCAAUCCCUCUCCCAAGUCUGCAUAAUUUUGGAUCUAUUACCUGAGGACCUGAAGUGAAUAACUAAAUGAGCCUUCCUCAGAAACCCAACUGCAAUUCAGCUGUAAGGAAAAGCAGAAAGACUUCAUCUACACAGGCUCAGCACUUCUACUCCCUCCCAGAAGAGUAUCAAAGCUGAAGCAGAAGCAACAAGCAUGAACGUGAACGGCAUGGCUAUAGUCUUGGCUCUGAUAUUCUGUGCUACAGCUGUUCAAGGUUUCCCAAUGUUCAAAGGAGGACGUUGUCUUUGCAUAGGCCCUGGAGUAAAGGCAGUGAAAGUGGCAAAUAUUGAGAAAGUCUCUGUAAUGUUCCCAAGUAACUACUGUAAUAAAACAGAAGUGAUUAUCACCCUGAAAGCACAAAAAAAACAGAGAUGCCUAAAUCCCCAAUCGAAGCAAGCGAUUAUUAUCAUAAAGAAAGCUGAAGAGAUGAAUUCUUUAAAACAUCUGAAGUCCUAGACCCUGGCUGGUGUCGCUCAGUGGAUUGAGCACUGGCCUGCAAACCAAAGGGUCACUGGUUCAAUUCCCAGUCAGAGCACAUGCCUAGGUCCCUGGAUGGGGGUGCAUGAGAGGCAACCACACAAAGAAAAAAAACAAAAAAAAACCACCAAAAGCCAUCUGAAGUCCUGGAUGAAAAGGAUAUAAAAAUUCAGAACAAGUUUAACUGUUAUGAUUAAUUGAUAAAAAUUCUGUAAUAUUAGGGAAAUGACUUUCUGUUGUCUAUUGCAAUGUAUGUUCAUGCAUUUUUAGGUUAGGAAAAUUUGUGGAAGAUUUGAUAUUUAUAAGUAUUCUGCUGUGACAAUGAAAACAUUUCUCAGUUAUCUGUUUGUGCUUGAUCUAUAUUGUACAUUGAAACCUGCAGUUAUAAUAGAGACACUAACAUUAUUCUAAAGUCAAUAUCUUAUGAGUCAAAAGCAUCCAUGUAUAUAAUGAACAUUACCCCCAAUUUUUUAAUGGGAAUCUUAUAGCACAUAUACAUCCAGGAAAAAAGUUCUUAUAUGUCAUCUUGUUUUAUAAAAAGGCUGUAAUUCAUGAAAUGAACUAUGAAAAAAUUAUAAGCUAAGGGAAACUUGUCAGAAUGCAAAUACUUCAUAACUGAAUUAGCAGCUCUGGUCUCAAUUUGAUUUUAACAACUUUGUUUCUCAUUGAGGUGUUUUGAAGCAAUUUGGAUGUGUGUGUUUACUAUGCAUUUUGGUUUCAUCUAUUCUUAUAAAUUAUAGCAAUAUUUUGGACACAUUUUCAAUAUAAAAUGUUUCUGUCUACCAAAGAAUAUGCUGAAAAAGAAAUAUAUGUACAUA
Messenger RNA from Artibeus jamaicensis (Jamaican fruit-eating bat), 1407 nucleotides. RefSeq names its product C-X-C motif chemokine ligand 11 (gene CXCL11). Bases 266 to 568 code for a protein of 100 amino acids. The record is from RefSeq and is a predicted model, not a curated record. Lineage: Eukaryota; Metazoa; Chordata; Mammalia; Chiroptera; Phyllostomidae. Gene Ontology annotation, molecular function: CXCR chemokine receptor binding; chemokine activity. The transcript has 5 exons. Gene Ontology annotation, biological process: neutrophil chemotaxis; cellular response to lipopolysaccharide; antimicrobial humoral immune response mediated by antimicrobial peptide. Gene Ontology annotation, cellular component: extracellular region.